Molecule: messenger RNA, 1616 nt
Organism: Mucor mucedo
Lineage: Eukaryota; Fungi; Mucoromycota; Mucoromycetes; Mucorales; Mucoraceae
Product: glycosyltransferase family 2 protein
Exons: 1
Coding region: 94-1509 (471 amino acids)
Source: RefSeq, a predicted model, not a curated record
UGAUAUUUUUUAUUCAAGGCACAAAAUACUUUUUUCUUUCUUUUAUUCUUCUUUUUCUUUACAACUUCUUUUUUCUUUUUUGGUUCAAAAUAAAUGCUUUAUCUUACAAAUGAUUUAGGUUUGCUACCCUUUUUCCUUCCAUUAGGAAUUAUCGGAUUUUAUCGAUAUCUUUGGUUCUUUAUAAAAGUACUUGCAUGGAUAGUAUAUGAACCAGUCCAGCCCAAAGCCAACCCAACUUAUAUUCCAUCCCAAGAUGUCACCAUUAUUGUACCUACCAUUGAUGCUGGUGAAGAGUUUAAGAUUGCCGCUCGUAGUUGGCUCGCUUGCGAUCCUAAAGAAAUUGUCAUCAUCACCGAAGAGUCCAUGCGAGGACCACUAGAAGAUUUAGCCAACGAAGUUGAUCCCACCAAAAUUCGAGUAUUGACUGUCUCAAAAGCUAACAAACGUCUACAAAUGGUGGCCGGUGUCAAUGCUACCACCACCGAACUAUUGGUUUUUGCAGACGAUGAUGCUAUUUGGAAACCUACUAUGCUUACUUAUAUCCUUGCUUGUUUUGAAGAUUUAAAGAUGGGUGGUGUCGGAACUUGUCAAACAGUUCAUGCUGUCAAUCCAAAUGGUCAUCAAACCGUCUGGGAAGUACUCGCUGGCUUCCGUCUUACUAUUCGAAAUAUCGAGGUCGCGGCAUCCACUCAUAUUGAUGGAGGUGUUUGUUGUUUAUCAGGUCGAACGGCUGCUUAUAGAACAUUGAUUCUUAAAGACCCUGCUUUCCAAUUCGGUUUCCAAAACGAUCUCUGGUUAGGAAAAUACCCUUUAAAUUCUGGCGAUGAUAAAUUCUUGACUCGAUGGAUGGUCACUCAUGGUUGGAAUACAUUUGUUCAAGUCUGCCCAGAGGCAGAAUUAUUCUCUACCUUCAAAGAUAAUUGGAGAUUUAUCAAACAAGUUCUAAGAUGGACUCGAAAUACAUGGCGUUCUGAUUUCAGAUCAUUAUUUACAGAACGAAAGAUCUGGAGCAGACAUCCAUUUGUUGCUUUUACUAUGGUCGAUAAAAUCUUUAAUCCAAUCUCACUCUUGUCAGGUCCCAUUCUCGUCAUUAUCUUUGCUUUAGGUCAAGCUGCAAACGCAGGUCCAACUAACGCUCCUUUACCUAUCUGGAAUGUCAUCUUAUCUUAUUUUGGUUGGUUAUUACUGACAAGAGGCCUCAAAUUAUUACCACAUUUCUAUCGCAGACCUCAAGACGUCAUCCAUUUACCAGCGUGGCUCUUAUUUAAUUACUAUUUUGCUAUCAUGAAGGUUUAUGCACUAUUUACUCUCCAUGAAGUUGGAUGGGGAACACGUGCUGGUGUUGGCACCACGUUGGCUGCUGAUAUUGAAAAAGAAGGAAACGCAGAGCAAACACGACUAGAUAAUUUAAGCCAACAAGAGCACGAUGAAAAAGUGUCGGAUCAUGUCCAAUUAGACAUGUCUUAUACACCAGAUAGAAUCCUUGAUGUAAAUCCUAACCGCAACUAAACAAAAAACAAAAAAUUACACGCAUUAAUACACACACACACACAUAAAUUCAUAGUCAUCGUUAAUAUAUACCCCCUCUACCCUCCCAAAUUUGUAAUUCCAUCAUA